AUGGCGCCCGAGUCGAACGAUGAGCGUGAUGAAAGAGUCGCGCGACUCUGGGAAACCUUGGACACGCGAAAGGAGGGCCACGUCGAUCUGUCCGGCUUGAAGAAGGGCCUCAAGAAGAUCGAUCACCCUUUGAAAAACGCGGAUGACUUGCUGCGCAGCAUUCUAGUCGAGGUCGAUACCAAUCACGAUGGCCAGAUAGACUAUGCCGAGUUCCGAACGUUUAUCAACCAAACCGAGUCCGGGCUCUGGCAGAUGUUCCAGAGCAUCGACCGUAACCACAACGGAGAAAUCGACAAAGCUGAACUGCGGUCCGCCUUUUCUCAAUCUGGAGUUACGGUGUCGAAUGCGAGGCUGGACGAGUUUUUCGCCGAGGUCGACAAAAACAGUGACGGAGUAAUCACCUAUACGGAAUGGAGGGACUUUUUACUCUUUAUGCCCCUUCGAUCACCGUCGGAUCUUCACGCAGUUCUCUCGUAUUACACGGCCACGGGCAACUUAAACCCGGAAGGAGAUGUCCACAUCAAUGACCUGCAGGGUUUAGGUACAGACCUCAAUUUUCUUAUUCGUCUUCCCUCGGCCGUUUCGGCCAUCUUGUACAAUAUCUUUUCCCUCCACAUCAUCUCUUCACUUCUUCCUUCCGCACACGCUCAAUCCAGCUCGACCUCCACUACUUCCGGCGAAGACCUUGUCCCGGUAGACAGUGAGCUCGAGUUGGAAAACCUGGCCAUCCCCAAAAACGUCGCGAUGUGGAUGUCAAUCCGCAAUUAUGAACGGAAGUUGACCGAGAACACCCCGCAACUAGGCUACUUCAUCGCAGGCGGUACCGCAGGCGUCCAGAACGUCGCCGUCAUCGCCGCGAAGGAAGGGGCCCCUAUCGCUGCAACUGCCAACGCGUCGCGAACACUCGUUAUCGCCUUCCAAGAGCUCUGGCGAGCCGGUGGCCUUCGCAGCUUGUUUGCCGGCAAUGGGUUAAAUGUGGUCAAGGUUAUGCCAGAGUCGGCGAUCAAGUUCGGUGCAUAUGAAUCUGCAAAGCAAUUCUUUGCCCGACUUGAGGGGCACAACGACCCCAAGCGACUCCUGCCCACAUCUCAGUUCUUGUCUGGUGGUAUCGGCGGAAUGGUGGCCCAAUGCUUCGUUUAUCCCCUCGACACCCUCAAGUUCCGCAUGCAAUGUUCGACCGUUGGAGGUGGCCUGAGAGGCAACAAGCUGAUCGCCGCAACUGCAGCCAAAGUAUGGAACCAUAAUGGACUGUUCGGCUUUUUCCGCGGCCUACCUCUUGGUCUGGUUGGUAUGUUCCCUUAUGCAGCUAUCGACCUCACCACCUUUGAAUACCUGAAACGCGCCCUUCUCGCUCGCCAGGCUCGUCUCAGCCACUGCCACGAAGACGACAUCAACCUCGGCAACUUUCUGACAGGAGCAAUUGGAGCCCUCAGCGGUGGACUCAGUGCUUCGGUCGUCUACCCGCUUAACGUCCUCCGCACCCGCCUCCAAGCCCAAGGUACCGCUCUCCACCCGGCUACCUACGACAGCAUCGGUGACGUCCUGCGUAAAACCCUCGCGACCGAGGGCCCCCGCGGUCUAUACAAGGGCCUGACGCCCAACCUCCUCAAGGUUGCCCCAGCUGUCUCUAUAAGCUACGUGGUCUACGAGAACACGAAGCGCAUGCUGGGGCUGAAGUGA
Messenger RNA from Penicillium atrosanguineum, 1680 nucleotides. RefSeq names its product calcium-binding mitochondrial carrier protein. Bases 1 to 1680 code for a protein of 559 amino acids. The record is from RefSeq and is a predicted model, not a curated record. Gene Ontology annotation, biological process: transmembrane transport. The transcript is spliced from 7 exons. Gene Ontology annotation, molecular function: calcium ion binding; ATP transmembrane transporter activity. Lineage: Eukaryota; Fungi; Ascomycota; Eurotiomycetes; Eurotiales; Aspergillaceae.